AUGCAGGAGGAGCUGAAGAAACUCUACUCUCAGCUUGAAAUCUACAAGCGCAAAAAGAUGCUGGCCAACAACCCCCACCUCCAGAAGAAGAGGAGCUCUAAGAAGGGGUUGGGUCGCUCCCUAAUGAGAAGGAUCACCGAGAUCCCGGAGUCAGUGCAUCGCCAGUGCAGCCGCGAGGACAAGGACUUUGGAGAACACGGAAGCAACCGGAACAGCAUCUGUAUGUUGAAGAAGAAUCCCUUUGACCCGUCGCACGCCGUCAAACCAGUGAAAGAGGAGACAAUCGUAAAGAAUACUGUGUUUUCCUUGAAGAAAUCGCACAGUAGCUACGACCACGUCCGCGACCAGUGCGAGGAUUCCAACAAUUCCACCGCUGACAAGAUGGAGGUGGCCACAGCUGAAGGGUCGCUGUUGGAGACGCUCAUGGGAAAGACGUUAGUCCAGAGAAAGUCUGAUGAAAACAUCAAUGUUCCAAGUGAAUCGGCAGAGUCUGUUCCGCUGGUGUGCAAGUCGGCGAGUGCCCACAAUCUGACUGCCGACAAGAAGCCUAUCCACCCCAGGGCUUCCAUGCUCCAGAAGUCUCUCAGCGUCAUCGCCAGUGCCAAAGAACGGACACUUGGACUGACGGGGAAGAUGCAAAGUACAGAGGACAGCGGUAGAAAGACACUGCCCAGAAGCAAAGAAUCAAAAAGUAGUGUAGCACCAGAUUCUGAAACUAAACUGGUGAUCCAGACUCCAGAUGCUAAACCCACGGUUACCAAGAGCUGCAUGGCCAAACCACAAGUGAGCAGCAGCCAGCCUGUGAUGUGUCCCGAUCCAGUCAAAUCCAAGGAGUUCUACGACCUGUCAGAAGUGUGUCCUUGGGAAGUGGAAGAGGUUCACACACCGUCAGAAAAUAAGGUCCAAAAGCAUGUUUCCAUUGCACCAAAUGAAACCACCACAAUUCAUGGAGGAGCGGUGAGUCGAGGAAAAACACAACCGCAGAGAAAGAAGGGCUCGGAUGUUAAUGUGGGAGGGGCUAAAGAGACUCCAAAGACUUCAGCCAUGCGAGCUGACGUCUGUCCAUGGGAGAAUAUGAGCGGAGAGAGUGGUCUUUCGACAAAGACUCCAGGACAUACUCCAGGUCCAACGGCUCGGUCGCCUUUACCGCCAGAGAGCAAACAAGCAGACGUUUGUCCGUGGGAUUUUGACAAUGACCAAAAGACAUCAGAGCAGGUUGGUUCAGCUGAGAAGUUGAAGAAAGUCAAAAAAAGCACAGUUACAGAGCGAGCAGAGGUUUGUCCGUGGGAUUUUGACAGUGACAGAAAGACCUCAGAGCAACUAAGAUCCAAAGACACAACAAUGAUUGAAAAAGAAAGUAGCACUACCCAACGAGCAGACAUCUGUCCCUGGGAUUUUGACGAGGCUCGAAAGACAGAGCCAGUCAGUUCUACAGACUCAGCUAAGAAAGGAACAUCUCCAGUUGAACCCAGAGGGAAGAGUGCUCUUUGUGAGCCUUCUAAACCAGCAGGCUCCCUUCAGCUCCCCAUGGCCAAAGCAGAUGUUUGUCCCUGGGAUUACGACUCCACUGCCCUUCCCCCGCACUCCCAAAAAACACCCAGCCCAUCGACCAGUAAGGAGUCACCUUCCAGAAAGAUGGGCUGCCUUAUGCCGCGGACGAUUGAGGCGUCAAAAGAGGACGACAAAAGUAAAUUAAAAUCUCAGGACAAGCUCAGGUCCACAGACAAGUCUCUCAGCAGCCAGAAGAUGGCGGAGGUGUGUCCCUGGGAAGUGGAAAGCGAAGAGGCGCCCCUUGUGGAGAAAAGGAGAAGCACCAAUCUGGGAGCAGUAAAAGCUAAGGCAGAAGUCUGUCCUUGGGAAUUUGAGGAGGCGACCCAAGCCAGUGGCAGAGACAGGAGCUAUGGUGGGGUCCGACAGACCUCUCCCAGUGGGAAGAUCCAGGCCGACGUUUGCCCUUGGGACUUUGACGACAGCGUAGCAAAGAAAGCAUGA
This is a messenger RNA of Knipowitschia caucasica, 1992 nucleotides long. The record is from the annotation of a GenBank genome assembly. Lineage: Eukaryota; Metazoa; Chordata; Actinopteri; Gobiiformes; Gobiidae.